Penaeus vannamei (Pacific white shrimp) is the source of this 2554-nucleotide messenger RNA. The record is from RefSeq and is a predicted model, not a curated record. Lineage: Eukaryota; Metazoa; Arthropoda; Malacostraca; Decapoda; Penaeidae.
ACCGGGGCUACAGUUAAUCAGACCCUGAAACACGUGUAGUGGUAUCCUCAGUCGACACCAGUGUUCUGGCAGUGGCAGACGUAACCCGGCGGACACUGAGUUAGAGAUUUCAACGCCAUGGUGGCUUUCAACCAAGACCCGCCUCCUUACGACGGCCAGAUGGAUAACGGCCACGUGAACACCGCCUACAAUGGCGACACGCCUUCGAAAGCAGCGGACAAGGAGCGGGAGGUCCAGGAGCGCAGCCAGGCGAAAGUAAACGAUCCCUGGGCCAUCGUCGAGCUCGUGGAGGAUUCAGGACCCAAGUGGAGUGAAAUGUCAACAUCAGACAAGGCGAAGCGUAUUCUUCUAAACACGAGCAAAAUCUGCCUUGCCCUCUCUCUCCUGUACAUGUUCAUCUGUUCCCUCGACUUCCUCAGCGCCUCCUUCAGGCUCAUCGCCGGAAAGACCACAGGUGAUGUCUUGAAUAAUGAAUAUGUGAGGAACCCUGUUGUUGGUCUGAUGAUUGGAAUUCUGGUGACAGUGCUGGUGCAGUCUUCUUCAACUUCUACCUCAAUCAUAGUGUCUAUGGUCUCAGCUGGCAUCUUGGAUGUGCACGUGGCUGUACCCAUGAUCAUGGGAUCCAACAUUGGAACUUCUGUAACUAAUACCAUCGUCUCUCUAACCCAGGUGGGAGAUCGAAAUGAAUUCCGUAGAGCAUUUGCUGGAGCCACUGUUCAUGAUAUGUUCAACUGGAUGACUGUUUUUACACUUCUCAUUAUUGAAAUUGCAACAGGAAUGCUAGAAAAAAUGACAACUGUUAUGGUAGCAGAUCUGGGAUGGGCCACAGGAGGAGGAGGAGAAGUAAAGCUUUUGAAAUAUAUUACUGAACCCUUCACUAAAAUUGUUAUCCAGCUGGAUAAGGAGGUGCUAAAUGCAUGGGGCACAGGCGAAGGAGAACUUGCCAAUGAAACUUCUCUGAUCAAAGUUUACUGCAAAAAAGAGUGCAUGGAAGCAUCAACUACAGCACCUCUCCUUUUAACAACAACCAUUGGCAAGCGAAUGUGAAAAAGUUGGGUACCACACUCCUGUCACUUCCUGUUUUACGAGACCUCUUUGACAGAUUCUCAAGUUGGCAUUAUCCUUCUCAUUGGAUCUCUCUUGAUCCUGUGCACAGCUCUUGUUCUUAUUGUCAAGAUUCUCAACUCCAUGAUGAAAGGAAAAAUGGCAGUGAUCAUUAAGAAGACCAUCAAUGCUGAUAUCCCAUAUGUACCCUGGCUGACUGGAUAUAUUGCUAUCCUUGUUGGAGCAGUGAUGACAUUCCUUGUCCAGUCAUCAUCAAUCUUUACAUCAACACUUACACCCCUUAUUGGUAUUGGUGUUAUCUCGGUUGAAAGAUCAUACCCUCUUACUCUUGGAAGCAAUAUUGGAACUACUACAACAGCACUCUUGGCAGCUAUGGCUGGCGAGGGAGAGGGUCUUGUUUAUGCUAUACAGGUGAAUUGCUUUGUGCAUCUCUUCUUCAACAUCUUCGGUAUUUUACUGUUCUACCCCAUUCCAUUCAUGAGGUUCCCUAUCCCUCUUGCUAAGAAGCUGGGAGACACUACGGCAAAAUAUCGCUGGUUUGCUAUAAUGUACCUCAUCGUUAUGUUCUUCAUUCUCCCAGGAUUUAUCUUCUUACUUUCUCUUGGUGGACCAUAUGCUCUAUAUUUUGUUGGUCUUCCUUUAUUGAUCCUCUUUGUGUUAGUUGUCAUCCUCAACAUCAUGCAGAUCAAGUGCCCACAAAUUCUUCCAAAUGUAUUGAAGAACUGGAACUGGCUGCCCAAACCACUCCACUCACUCAGCCCAUAUGACAAAUGCUGCCUAGCUCUUCCCUGCUGCAAAACUUGCAGAACUGCCACAGAGGAGAGUAAUGAACUUGAGAAAGUUGAAGUAGAGAAACCUACAGGUCUAGAAAACCAGGGCUAUGAUUCAAAUGACACUCGGUUUUGAAGUUAGUUGAAAUACAUGUUUGGUGUAUGCAUAUAUGUAUAUGUAUAUAUAUUUAUAUGCAUGCAGUACACAUAUGCAUAUAUAUUUUUUAAUGAAUACAGUUCAUACUGUGGAUGUGUAGUGAAGUCAUUCUUUGUUGUUUAAGCAUAUCUGUGUUAUGAACCUUUUAGAAUGCAUUUUAAAUCAACAUUCAUCAUGUUACUCAUUUCUUCUUCAUUAGGGACAUUUUCUAUCUUUUUUUAUCAGAACUGCGGUGUUUUAAUGAAAUACAAUUAAAAUGCAGCAUACAGAUAAAAAAUCAUAUUAUUUAUUUUUCUACAAAGCAGAUAUUCUUCCAUACUGUCAUCUUUAAAUAAUUCUCAUACAUGUACCUGUCAUUUUCAUACAUUAUUUCAUCAUCAUUUAGUGAUAGUUCUAAAAGAAUAUGUGCAGAUUUUUUAAAUGGUAUGCGGUUAAAACAUAUUUCUUUUUAAACAGGAAAUCAAUUAAUAGAAUCAAGAAACCAAACAAUAAUAUUCAGGCAAUAUAAUCUUUUACUGUUUAUCAUACCUUAUGUAUUUUCAAGAAAUACAUUUGAAUUCUC